Molecule: messenger RNA, 1368 nt
Organism: Aspergillus novofumigatus IBT 16806
Lineage: Eukaryota; Fungi; Ascomycota; Eurotiomycetes; Eurotiales; Aspergillaceae
Exons: 8
Coding region: 1-1368 (455 amino acids)
Cellular component (GO): mitochondrion
Source: RefSeq, a predicted model, not a curated record
AUGGCCCCUGUUCUUGUGAACUGUUGUAACCUCGCGCCAUCAAGGUGGCAUUUGGGAGGUUUCAGAACUACGAGGAAGCGAAUAUGGUUGUGGAACGAGGACAUCCAGCUUCGCAAUCGAUCCAAGCAGUUCAAUGUGUCUGAACUCAAGGCUACUGCUACCAGGAGUGUCGGUGCGAAGGCCUGCGUAUCUAUGUCGAAGACCGCAGAGGGCGGAUUUAAUAAGGUCUCCCGACUUGUGUUGGAUGAUAACUCGACGGUGAUUGCACGAAUACCAUAUCCUAACGUUGGACGUUCGUGCACGACAACUGCGUCGGAAGUUGCGACCAUGGAGUUUGCUCGGACUGUCCUUGGAAUACCUGUCCCAAAAGUCUUAGCUUGGAGUGGAAAAGCGGAUAACCCUGUGGGAUCUGAAUAUAUACUUAUGGAGGAAGCUACUGGGAGGCAACUUGGUGAGAUCUGGGAUGAUCUGAAGCUUGCUGAUACGUCGAAGAUUGUGGAGGACAUCAUUGCUAUUGAAAAGAAGCUCCUACCUCUAUCGUUUACGCGUUAUGGAAGCCUCUACUUGGUGGUCGAUGCGUUUCCGGGCUGCGAAAAGGCUGAAAUUGCGAGUGAUGCACCACAGUCACAGAGGGAGGAAGUCAAGAGUCGUUUUGUGAUAGGACCAGUGUCCAAUAACGACUUCUGGGACAAAGAACGGGCACCUUUGGACAUCGAUCGUGGCCCUUCUUUACAACAAGUUCAUGGAUGUUCCGACUGUCUUUUGCCGAAUAAUAAAGAGCUGAACAGGUCUACCGUCCGGCACUGGGAUAUACAUGCUCCGAAUCUACUUGUUAAGGGGAACAAGGUUACUGGAGUUAUAGACUGGCAGGAUAACUGGGCUGGCCCUCUCUUCACCCAAGCCCGACGUCCGAAAUUAGUAGCUUACAAUGCAAUCAUGCUGGAAUUGCCCGACCACUACAGGGAUAUUGAGGACAAAGCCGAGAGAGCUCGGAUUCGAGCUCAAGUGGAAAAAGGACAAAAUCCAGUCCUCCACGAGAUCUUUGAGUUGCCUCACGGGCGGACAAGGAAAGAGACUGCAGUAUUUUCUACAAACACAUGGGAUGGCGAUAUCUUACCCUUCAGGCAGUGCCUCAUCCGUGUUGCGCGCCAUUGGGACGAGGUGAACGACGAGGUUGCUUGUCCGAUUAACUUCAAAAACGAGGAACUGAAAACACAGUAUCGAGAGGGCGAAGGUUGGAAUGAGCAAGCUGACACUGGAACGCACUGCGAGGGUUUGUGGAGCGUGAUGGUUGGACUUCGAAUGAGGAUUACGAACGUGCACUUGAAACCUUCGCUGAACUUAGAGAGCUUGGAUUACGGGAUCUAA